Trichoderma atroviride IMI 206040 is the source of this 1494-nucleotide messenger RNA. RefSeq lists its product as uncharacterized. Gene Ontology annotation, biological process: carbohydrate metabolic process. The record is from RefSeq and is a predicted model, not a curated record. Gene Ontology annotation, molecular function: hydrolase activity, hydrolyzing O-glycosyl compounds. NCBI's taxonomy places the organism in Eukaryota, Fungi, Ascomycota, Sordariomycetes, Hypocreales, Hypocreaceae.
UAAUAUGCCUUGGCAACAAACAUCUUUAGAUGACUCUGCAACUCUACUUCGUUGUGGAUUUCUAAGACAGAAACGACUGCUAGUUCUAGCCCCUUAUAACAUAAUAGCUUGGAAACUAUUGGCCAAGUCUGGAUUAAGUCUCCCAAAGAGGAAGUUCAAACAUGCUCUGGGCCGUCUUAUUGGCGCGCAACAUGCAUCUUGAUCCUUCUCGUCGCCAAGGAGGCUAAGAACACCACUGCCGAGACUUGUCGCUAUACAGAUUGGGUACUGGCGUAUCUUGGACAGCGUCAUGCGGAUUUGUUUCCACCGAUGGAGGGCCGAAUGGGCUUCUAAAUAGUCAUGGGAUAUAUAAGAUGACCGUCUCCCUUAAAUAUGAAGCGAAUAACCACACAAACUAUCGGCUUGAGAUAGUCUGCUUGUAUCUUCAAAAUGAAGGGUUUUGUCAUUGCUUCGGCUCUUGGGAUGGCUGCGGCCGCCCCUAAUGUAGCUGUUCCCUAUGCCAACACAGCUCCUUCAGCCAACAUCACUCUCGAAAAUAUCCAAAAGAUUGACAUGAGCAUGGCUGGAGGCCGACCCAGCAAGCGUACGCUUCACGGCCCCUUUAUGGGUGACUUCCCCGACCCCUCGAUUAUUUGGGGCGAUGGUUCUUGGAAGGCAUAUGCAACUUCGUCACAAGGGAAGCACGUCCCUGUUGCUGUAUCCAACGAUGGCCUCACCGGCUGGACGCUGCAGUCUCAAGAUGCAUUGCCCAACACCGGAUGGGCUAAUGCUGGCGCUGGAAUCUGGGCCCCGGACGUUCAGAAGAAUGACGCUGGCACCUAUGUCAUGUAUUUUACCGGCACGAACAGCAACGGUGCUCAUUGCAUCGGCGCUGCCACAUCAAAUGCUGCCGCCGGCCCCUUUACCCCUACGGCAAGCCCUCUGAUCUGUGAUGAUGCCAACGGCGGCGUCAUUGACCCUUCGGGCUACGACGAUGGAGUCAACCGCUGGAUCCUGUGGAAGGUUGACGGCAACAGCCGUGGUGGUGCCACCACCUGCCAGGGCGGCACGCCUUCGGGAUCUUACAUGCCAACGCCCAUCAAGAUCCAGCGCAUGGCUCGCGAUGCUUUGACGCUGCUGGAUAGCCCCAGCACGAUCCUCGACAACCAGGGAGCAGCCAACGACGGCGUUGUCGAGGCCCCCGUCAUUUACAAGAUUGCCAACAACAACUACGUUCUCUUCUACAGCGCCCACUGCUACUCAAGCGAUGACUACGACAUUGAGUAUGCCUUUUCAUCGACAAUCAACGGGGCUUACACCAACCGUGGCAUCUUGGCCAGGACCAUCUCCAACCUCGGCAUCUACGGUCCCGGCGGCUUGGAUCUCGACCCCAACGGCGUCAAUGUUGUCUUCCACGGCCGAACUACCGCCAACACUCCCAACGGCGCGAGGAACCUGUACACCGCCAACCUUGCCAUCAACGCUAACCAUGCCAUUACUGGUGCAAACUGGUAA